Nestor notabilis (Kea) is the source of this 5041-nucleotide messenger RNA. RefSeq names its product SPHK1 interactor, AKAP domain containing (gene SPHKAP). NCBI's taxonomy places the organism in Eukaryota, Metazoa, Chordata, Aves, Psittaciformes, Psittacidae. The record is from RefSeq and is a predicted model, not a curated record. Gene Ontology annotation, cellular component: cytoplasm. Gene Ontology annotation, molecular function: protein kinase A binding.
UCCGCUGAUGCAUGAAGUUCCAGAGCACCAAGGCAGCAGCACAGACAGUUCAGCAAGCAGUUUGGGAAGCUCUGUCACAGCAUGUAAGAAGAUUCUCUGCAGUAACAGUCUGCUAGAAUCAACAGACUACUGGCUGCAGAAUCAGAGGACACCAUGCCAAAUUGGCUUUCUGGAAGACAAGUCAGAAAGCAACUGUGCCUCAGUUUGUUUUGUGAAUUUGGAUGCAAACAGAGAUGAUUGCAGUGAUGAGCAAGUGAAACAGAGGUUGAUCAGCGUCUCUCCAAAUCUCCCCAAACUCAUCAGUUCAAUGAAUGUACAGCCACCAAAGGAAAACGAAAUAGUCCUGCUGAGUGGAUUAACAUCAGGAAACCUUCAGACCGAUUAUGAAGUUCCCCAGUGUCCUUGGCUGGCAGAUGUCUGCUUGGUUCAGUGUGCAAGGGGGGACAGGAGAAACAGUGCAAGCUGCAUCAUUUUUGAAAUUAACAAGUUUCUGAUUGGACUUGAGCUCGUUCAGGAGAGACAGCUGCAGAUAGAAGCUCAUGUCCUAAAGCCUGAGGAUGACACAAACUGCUCAGUGUCCUCAAUAGAAGAAGAUUUCCUCACAGCGUCUGAGCACCUAGAGGAUGACAACGAGGCUGAUGAAUGUAAAACUGGUCAUGAAAAGUUAAGUCUUUCAGAAGCAUCCUCAGAUGUCAAAAAAAAUAAAGGGAAGGGAUUUGAAAAUAGCCACUACAGAAAAACCAGGUUGCCAUCUAUUCUUGAAGGGACCUGCAUUAAUGAAGAUAAUGCAGCUACUGGAGUCUCUGAAGCUGUGAAUGUUGUGCCUGAAGUUGCCAUCUUAAAACCUGAAGAUAAGUCAGACCAGGAAAUACCGUUGCAGAAGGAAUUAGCUGGAAGAGCUACUUCAUCCUUUAGUACUAAUACUUUGACUAGCGAGGUUGAAAAUUCCUAUGCAGCACAGGUUUUAGAAGAUGUAUCUUUAACCAAAAUGGCUAAAGAGGAGGUGGGGCCUCUUCAUGACCCAGCAGCAAAACACAACAGUAAGACAGAUGGAGACGAUUAUGCAGGUAUCAGGAAAACUGAUCCUCUCCCUCAAGAUGAACGAGCAACUACAGGUCAGUAUGCCACAAAUUUAGCAGAAUCUGUUCUGCAAGAUGCAUUCAUUAGACUGUCACAGUCUCAACCCACUUUUAGUGAGGAGGCUGCUGUCAGCAUCUCGGUAGGAAGCUCCUGUAAGUCAGAAGACACAUCUGCUUCCCGAUCAUGGAAUGAACUUCCAAAGAUCGUCAUAGUGCAAAGUCCAGAUAAUUCUGAUAAUGUAUCUGACUGGCCAGGGUCUGCCUUCCCCAGCCUGUGUCACCGGACUGAAUUGGAAAGUUCUGCUGAAGUUUCAGAUUACUUUGAGGAAGGACAUUCAAACGGACAUGGCCAGAGUGCACUGGAAGUGGCUCUGGCUUGUGCAGCCACUGUUAUUGGAACCAUUUCUAGUCCCCAGGCUGCAGAAAAAUUCAGACAGGAUCAAGAAACCACACAGUCUUACAGUGGAGCAGUUGAUAAUGAAGAGCACACAGCACCUUCACAGCUACUUGACUGUGCUGGCACAGAAUAUUCAUUUCCAUCUGCACUGUGUGGCAUGACUCAGGUAGCAAGUGCUGUAGCUGUCUGUGGUCUGGCGGAAACAAAAGAAGAGAAGUACCCUGCUACUUCAAGUGGACUUCUGUCUGCUGCUCAGACUUCUGCAGCCAUUACUCUACAUUGCAGCAUAGCUUUAGGAAGCAGCAUGGAGAAGCUAAAUGAUAGCAUUGCAGAGGCACUUCUCAAAGAGGCAUCAAUAAUUCUGACAAAACCCAACACAUACAAAAAUGUAGGGCAUUUUAUGGAAUCCAUAAAUGGAAAAAUUGUUGAAACAGCAGCAAGACCACAGAUUCCACACACCAAUGAAUUAAUCAGGGAUGAACUUGCACAAAACUUAUCCAAUAUUAUUCUACGACAUUCUAUGGAGGAGGUUAGGAAAAAGAGGCAGCUACACCCCUGUUCAGAAAACUGCUCAAGUACACAAGACAUUUUCAUGGAGACUGCAAAUGAGUUGCUUUUUAACAUAGUAUAUUUCACUUUCAAGAAGAUGAACGACAUAAGGCAAGUUGAAGAGUGUUCUCCUCUCUUUUCCGGGGAGACAAAGGCAGAGAAAGUAACAAGAGCAGAAGGAUGGUCAACACAGGCAACAGAACAUGAAACUUCACACAGCCCCCUUGAUCACUCUGCUGUUAAACCAUUUGAUACAUCCUACAGCACUAGUUCUAGCAAAGAUCUUGUAAAUGUCACAAAUACCAGGAAAAGUAACAUGAAAGAUGUAAAUAGCAAGGAAAGUGCUACACUAGAUUCAGAACCAACAAGUAGAGCUACAGGGCAUAAUGCACUUGUUGCAAAAACAUCUCCCAAGAAAAGAUACCUGAAAAGAACAACACGAGACUGUUACAAAUCCCCAAAUCAGAGUAAUAAUCAUCAGAAGAAGAAAGACUACAGAUCAUUUUCAGACAGAGAAAACACCUUUGCAAACAACGAAUGCAAGCGUGGUGUUCAAGAACAGCUGUCUUCCAGUGCAGUCAUGAAUGCAGAAAACCAGGCCAAGCAUAAGUCUGAUGCUCUGCUAAAUAAUGAUGUCCAGGUUAGCUUGUCUUUAUUAGGAAAUCAUGUCUUGCUUCCUUCACAGCCUGUGCUACAGGUGAAACAUUCAAGGGACAAAUAUUGUAUAACAGAUUUUGCAGAAGAAUUGGCAGAAACAGUUGUCUCUAUGGCAACAGAAAUAGCUGCCAUUUGUCUUGAAAACUCAAGUGGAAAGCAACCUUGGUUCUGUGCAUGGAAGAGAGGCAAUGAAUAUCUGGUGACCCAGAGUUUAUCUUGUAGAACCAUGAAAAGGAAAAAGGAAACCCAUGCUAAUGGUUCAGUUGUUCGGAAGAACAGGGCACCUAGACUGAGUGAGAUCAAAAGAAAAACAGAUGAGCAUCCUGAGCUAAAGGAAAGAUUGAUGAAUCGGGUAGUAGAUGAAUCUAUAAGCCUUGAGGACACACCAGAUUCAGUCAAUAUCUUUGCUAACGAAGUGGCUGCCAAGAUCAUGAACCUCACUGAACUCUCCAUGGUUGAUAGCAUCUGGCAAGGUCCAAACCACCCCAGGAACAGGCUGCACUGUGAAAGAUGGAGCCGAGCCAAAGCCUCAAGCUGUGAGAGCAUACCUGAGGAAGACUCAGAUUCCAAAGCCUCUUUCAAUACCUUAGGCCUGAUGAACACCUUUGGUCAACCUGUGAGCCAGACAAGUUCUGUCUCAAAGCAGUCUAGUUGUGAAAGCAUUACCGAUGAAUUUUCAAGAUUUAUGGUGAACCAGAUGGAAAAUGAAGGAAGAGGUUUUGAUUUAUUACUAGACUACUAUGCAGGAAAAAAUGCAAACAACAUCUUAACUUCUGCUUUGCAACAGGUAGCCAAGAAAAAUGGCCAUCUUAAUGUAAGACCGAGUUGCCCAUCCAAACAGUCCAGCACUGAAAGCAUAACAGAAGAAUUUUAUAGGUAUAUGCUAAGAGAAAUAGAAAAAGAAAAUAAAGAUAAUGCAUCUUCCCCUCGGAAUUCAAAGGACUGGUGUGGCAGUUUGCUAUCACCCUCUCUACGAUCACCUUUUUGCUUUAGGCAAUCAUCAAUGCCUGACAGCAGAUCAUCAGGUUCUAGGCUAACAGUUAGUGUCCCAGUUAAGGCAAAUUCAUUAGAUGGAUUUGCCCAUCACCACCAAGAUUCCUUAAGUGUACAGCCAGUCAGUACCGUGGCUUCUUCCGGUCUUUGCAAGUCUGACUCAUGCCUGUACCAAAGAUGCAAGACUGACCAGAUAACAGAUAUGUUGAUUCACGAGACAUGGGCAAGUUCUAUUGAAUCUCUAAUGCGCAAGAACAAAAUCAUACCAGACGAUGCAGAGGCUGCAGAGGCAGACCAGUUUCACAGUGAUUCCCCACCACAUGUGGAACAAUACGCAAACAGACUGGCUGCAAAUAUUGUUGAAAGUGGUAAAAAUUUAAUUGUUGUCCAGCAGGAUUCUUUUGAUUAUACAAGCCAAGAACAUGUGCUGGAAAGCAAACAUACUCAAAGCACAAGUCAGACUCAGUCAAAACCCAAAAGGGAUGGAGUAAAUUUGGAUGAGAAAAAACGGCAUAUGAAGAACCCUGGAUGCCUCCCUGCAGGUCAGCAUAGGGAAGUGCCUUUAAUUCAGAUAGAAACUGAUCAACGAGAUGAGCCAGAUAAAGGCUCAGCGUCCUUAAUUUCAUGUAGCCCUUCUGUAAAGGAGCAUCAAAGCAAAGAAAAGCCUCCAGAAGCUUUUGAUGGGAAACACACAGUUUCCAGUUCACUACUAAAUAGCUUGGUUGAUUUUAAUGAUCAGCAUUGCCUGAAGAUUGGAGCACCACUUUGCCUAUAUUAAAUGCGCCUUCCUUAUCACCCUACCAGCAACAGUCCUCAGAGCAGGCCGGAUGCUGAAAUCAUAGGAGAGACAAAAACAGCCGAAGAAUUUCCAAGCCACCUCAGCAGCAGUGAAGAAAGCACUGGCAGCUGGUCCCAGCUAGCUAACGAUGAGGACAACCCUGACGACACAAGUAGCUACUUACAACUCAGCGAGCGAUCCCUGAGUGAAUUAAUAGAAGAAAAGGUUUUCCUUAAAGAACAGACAGAAAAUACAGAGGAAAGUACUUCUGGGCUUUCAGUGGGAACAGCUAAUUGUCAAAAGGACCUACUGGUCAUAAACUUUGAUCUGGAACCAGAGUGCCCCGAUGCAGAGCUGCGAGCCACCCUGCAGUGGAUAGCUGCUUCUGAACUUGGAAUUCCAACCAUCUAUUUUAAGAAAUCUCAGGAAAACAGAAUCGAAAAGUUUUCAGAUGUUGUGCAACUAGUUCAACGGAAGUCCUGGAAAGUUGGGGAUAUCUUCCAUGCCGUCGUGCAGUACUGCAAGCUCAGUGAGGAAGGCCAAGUGGUGACACCAAGCCUAUUUGAUUGGCUUCUCGAAUUGGGUUAA